AUGAGAUUCCACGUCUCCUUCAGCCUCGCUGCCUUGUUGGCGACCGCUAGCGCCAACGUCAUCAACCCGAGACAAAUCAUCUCGACACCGUCUGGUUCUUCCACCUCCGAUGAUAAGGACGUGACUGUUACCCGGACCACCACCGUCACCCCCGCGGGUAGCACAGUCACAAAGCUGACAACAGCAACCACGACUUCAGUCAGCGUCCUCCUUAUCACGAAGACGGAUGUCUCGACUACAACCGUCACCCAAGCCGGAGGUACGGCUACCAAGAUCGAGACGCACUGGGUAACCGUCACAAGUAACGUCAAGCGAUCCCUUCCCGAGCCAACCUUGGCCCCCGCUGCCCUCCACGCCUUGUUCAGGCGUGCAACUUUCACCUCCGUCAAGACCGUCACUGCCGACGGCAGCGAUCCCGUUACUACAACCGAAACGACGACCACCACUAAAAAGACCUUCACUUCCUCUGAGACUACAAUCACAUCAACGGAAACGUCCACUGAAAAUCCUGGCGCUAGCGCCACGGUCACCAGUGUCACCACAAAGACCACCACUGUAUACAAUAUCCCCACUGAUUCGCCGUCUGACAACAAUGGAUCUGAUAACAACGGAUCUGACAGUGGUGGUCUUACUACCGGAGCCAAGGCCGGUAUUGGCGCUGGUGUUGGAGUUGCUGGUCUUGCUAUCAUUGCCGGACUCCUUUGGUUGUGCUUGCGCCGCAAGAAGGAGCCCAAGGAGGAUCCCUAUGAUAUGACUGGCUCGUCUAUGGUUCCCGUGGGUGGUGCUGGUGCUGGUGCUGGCGCUACUCACGCUGCUAACAACACAUACCUCGCUCCCGCUCGCAACCCCAUCAAGACACAGCCUAGCCCCGAAGGCUACCGCGGAACCGCUAUGGGAGAUGGCCGAGCUGGAUAUGCCAAGCCCGAUGGUUAUGGCCAGGUAUAUGGUUCUGCCGCUAGCCGCACGCCUUCUGCACACACUGCGGCUACGCAUCCUCCUACUCGCGGCGGCGCUGAUUCUCUCCCUGAGCACGCUCAUCCUGCUGACAUGGACAGCCCUGCCGCCUCGGGUUCCUACGCCCCCGUCUCCGCUCUCUCAUCAGCAAAUCCGUCGCCUGCGCCGCCUUUUGUUGGCCACAACCUGCCUCCGACUUCUGCUCCUCACUCUGGUGUGCCCGCCGCCAUCAUCCCCGGUGCUGGUGCUGGUGCCGCUAUGGGCGCCGCUGGAGCAAUCUCAGCUGCAACAGCCCCUACAGCUCGCAUGGCUGAACUCAGCAACGACAACGCCCCUGCCAACAGGUGGCACACCGAUAAUGCGGCAGAGAUUGACAGUCAGCCCGUAAUGAGCCACCAGAGUGGUCCUGUCUACGAGAUGGGCAGCUAA
Molecule: messenger RNA, 1383 nt
Organism: [Torrubiella] hemipterigena
Lineage: Eukaryota; Fungi; Ascomycota; Sordariomycetes; Hypocreales; Clavicipitaceae
Source: the annotation of a GenBank genome assembly